AUGCAUUUCAAUAAUAACGAUAAUGUCAUACCUCGUGGCACACUUGGACAUGACAAACUGUUCAAGAUAAGACCUUUCCUAGAUAGUCUACAAGAAAGGCUGAAUAAAAUUCCAAUUGAAGAGCAUGUUGCGGCAGAUGAGCAAAUUAUUUCCACUAAAGCCCGAUCAACAAUAAAACAAUACAAUCCGAAAAAACCACACAAGUGGGGCUUCAAAGUUAUUGUUCUGUGCGGAAUCUCCGGCUUUAAUUACAGCUUCGACAUUUUUGCGGGCGCUCAGAGCAACGUGGUACCUGUUGAUGCUCCUGAUUUGGGAAAAAGCAGUAAUGUAGUCCUGAAUCUUCUCCAUAGAGUCCCUAAGCAUGUCAACCACAAGAUUUUUUUUGACAAUUGGUUCGCCAGCAUUCCACUUGCUGUAUACUUGACCAAGACCAAAUCGAAUUCAAGGUUGCAGAAGGCUAUCGGAAAAGGAGUUUAA
Acanthoscelides obtectus is the source of this 477-nucleotide messenger RNA. Lineage: Eukaryota; Metazoa; Arthropoda; Insecta; Coleoptera; Chrysomelidae. The record is from the annotation of a GenBank genome assembly.